AUGGCGGUCGAGCCCCGCAGCCGGGGCCCGGUGCCGUACAGUCGGCCGCCGCUCUCCGCCCUCGCCGCUGCGCUGCUUCUGUUGGGUUGUAGCCCGGCCCCCGCCACCGCCGCCGCCUCCUCCUCCUCCAGUUGUCACCACCGCGUUCCCAGCGGCGGAGAGGUUGUCUACAAAGUUUAUCUUAAGGAAAAUCAUGUUCUCAAGAGAAAUGUUGAUCAAAACCUGAGAAUUAAGACUAUAUAUGACAGAAGUGUUGAAGAUUUGCUCCCUGAGAAACAACACCUUAUAAAGAACAAACUUUUCCCACAAGCUAUUUCUUAUUUGGAAAAGACUUUUCAAGUUCGCAAACCAACAGGUACUAUUUCACUAAGCAGGCAAUGCGCAACAAACGAGUAUUUAAGGAAGCAAGGUGACCCUCAUAGAUACUGCCAACGAGCCUGUGCAGAACACACAAGAUGUGGCCCAGUUAUAGUUCCUGAGGAACACUUACAGCAAUGUAGGGUAUGUAGUCAAAACGGGUGUGGACCUGCUGGCUUACCAGACCAAGAAGGAGUUCGAGAUGCCGAUUUUGUACUUUAUGUCAGUGCUCUAACUACUGAAAGAUGUGGUCAGGAAAAUAUUAUUGCAUAUGCAGCCUACUGCCAACUGGAAGCAGAAAUGGACAGGCCAGUAGCAGGAUAUGCUAAUUUGUGUCCAAAUAUGAUUUCUACUCAAGCUCAGGAAUUUAUUGGCAUGCUGUCUACAGUGAAACAUGAAAUUAUUCAUGCACUGGGUUUCUCUGCUGGGCUGUUUGCAUUUUAUCACAAUGAUGAUGGAAAUCCUUUGACAGCAAGAUAUGCAGAUGGGCUCCCACCUUUUAAUGACAGUCUAGGUUUGUAUCAGUGGAGCAAUAAGGUUGUUGAUAAAGCAGUGAGGUUAUGGGAUAUACGAGGUAAUAAGAUGCUGCGCCAUGAUGUAUUUCUUCUUCUAACACCUCGAGUAGUUGAAGAAGCUCGGAAACAUUUUGACUGUCCAAUUCUAGAGGGAAUGGAGCUUGAAAACCAAGGUGGCAUGGGUACUGAGCUCAAUCACUGGGAAAAGCGAUUGUUGGAGAAUGAGGCAAUGACUGGAUCCCACACACAGAACAGGGUCUUCUCCCGGAUUACCUUAGCGUUAAUGGAGGAUACAGGCUGGUAUAAAGCCAAUUACAGCAUGGCAGAGAAAUUAGACUGGGGACGUGAUAAAGGCUGUGACUUUGUGAUGAAAAGCUGUAAAUUUUGGAUUGACCAAAAGAAAGAGAAGAGGCAAUUGGUGAGUCCAUACUGUGACACUCUGAGGAGUAAUCCACUGCAGUUAACUUGUAGACAGGACCAAAAGGCAGUAGCAGUGUGCAAUUUACAGAAAUUCCCAAAGCAGUUACCUCAUGAGUAUCAGAGUUUAAAGUGCUUUGGGAUCCCUCUGGCUCAAAGGCAUUACUUAAACAUAGACUCCUGUUACCAGUGCCUAUGUGCAGCACCACUGAUGUUGGAAAUUUUUCCAUCAGAAGAUUUGCCUUAUUAUGGUGGCUCAGUAGAAAUUGCUGACUAUUGCCCCUUUAGUCAAGAAUUUAGUUGGCAUUUAAGUGGUGAAUUUCAACGCAGCUCAGAUUGUAGAAUAAUGGAAAAUCAGCCAGAUCCUUUCAAAAACUACGGUGCAGAGAAAUAUGGACCAAACUCUGUGUGUCUCAUUCAGAAAUCAGCAUUUGUCAUGGCACAGUGCAGAAAAAGGCUCAGUUACCCUGACUGGGGCAGUGGAUGUUAUCAGGUUUCUUGUUCUCCCAAAGGGCUGAACGUUUGGGUCAAGGACACAGCAUACUUGUGCAGCCGCUCGGGUCAAGUGUUAACUGUUAGCAUUCAGAUGAAUGGAUGGGUACAUGCUGGAAAUCUAAUUUGUCCAGCUUGUUGGGACUUUUGUGAUUCCUGUCCCCCUGAACGGGAUCCGCCAGCUUCUAACGUAACAAGGGCACUAUCAAUUGAUUUGUGCUCCUGUUCCUCCAGCCUGGUUGUAACUCUCUGGCUGUUGAUGGCUAACUUGAUCCCCUUGCUGACAGGAUUUCUUCUAUGUGUAUGGAGUUAAGUGUGGGUAAAAAAUCUACUUACUCCAAGACUUCACCACCCUGCUGCAUUCCUCGAGUCAAGAGCACUACCAUAGUGCAAUAUCUCUGCAGGCAGGACGAUUGCCUUUUGGUCUAUCUCACUACUGCUUGUAGCCAAGAAGGUGCUCACAACAGCAGCUAGCUUUUAAGAGGAGGCAAAGUUUACUAUGUUUUCUCAAUAAGUGCCAGUAUUUUCUGAAUUCAGACCUUUAAUUUUAACAGUAACAACUUUUGAAGAUCAAAAGUGCUACCUGCAUUAGGCAACUGGCAACUCCAUCAUUAGUGAUAUACAUGUGAAACUGUAAGAAUGCUUCUUGGAUUUUAUUUUGCUAAAUCCUCUGUGUAAGUGGUAGCAGGGUGUUUGUUUUUUAGCAUCCUCAAACUGGAGAUAUACCUCAAUGUUUCUUUAGUCAAAAGCCAUGUAAAAAAUCAGUUGCCAUUGCUGCUAGGAACCUAGGCUGAAAUGGGCUUUUACUCAGUGAAACUUAUGGUGAAUUGAUGGUAUAUUUUUCAUAACAUUUGUUUCUUUACAUUUAUUCAAAUAUUUUAGGAAUCCCACUUCAGCUUUUUGAAGCCCACUCUCAUUUAAUGUGUGCCAGUUAUAUGAAAAUUGAUGCACUACAUAUUUGAAUCUUACCAGGGUAACUUUAAGAAGGGGGAACACUGAUGUACUGUUGAUGGGAUGGUCAAAAUAUUUCACUUCACUACAGUAGUUUUUGUCCUUUACCUUUAAUAUCAGUGUUCAGAGUGCAGGCGAGGUGGGUGGUGGUGGUUGUUUUUUGACACUUUUUUUAUGGGUGUUGAGAGCUAAACAGCAGUGAAGUAAUGAAGAGUUCUAUUCUGCAUAGAUAAUGUGAACACACAACACCUGUACUCUAACUUGACUUUCCUUUGGGGGAAAAAUAAUAGUGAUGGCAACUGAAGUAAACAAAGACAAUGUUAACUACUUUAGGCCAAAACAAGAUUAACACACUAAGAAAACUAUAGACUGGCUCUUCUGAUGGACAUGCGGCUGAUCUCUAAAAUGAUACUGGAUAUGUGAAGAUUUAAAAUAUUGCUAUGAAAACAGCUGUUUUUUAAACCAGGGCAUACUGUACUAUAAAGAAGCACAAGUUAGUGGUGGACAAAAUCAACUAGAUUUAGGGAAAUGUGUAGAAUUGCUGUUUCUACAGGAUGGCUGCUCCUGGGGGCACUUAGAGAUGCAAACUUGCCCGUAUCUUACCCCUUUUGGACUCACAAAUAAGUCUUGCUUGCCCUAUUCAGUCUGUCCAUGCUGAUAGUUCUGAUUCUCAGAAAACUGUUUCCAUUACAGAUGUGAGGGGGCAGGAGUGCCCAAUGGUUCCAGCGUAUACCAAGCCAAGAAGGAUAAAUAUCUUCUAACUUCCCUUUAAGCCGCUAUAAGGCAAUGGAUUUGUCAGGGACUCUUUGCAAGGAAAAAAGGAUGAAGAUAUGGAAUAAAAAUCCUUUGGUCACAGAUGAACUUGUCCAUUAGUAGGGAGAGUUUCCAUUAUGGUUAUAUGCAUGUUAAAGAAAAAUCUUUGUAUGCCUACUGCAUUUUUUUUAACAUUAUCCUUGUAAAAAUAGGGUUUUUGUAAUGUGACUAAUGUCACUGAACCCCCAAUUUACUACACAAGUGAAAACUGCCCUAAGGAAUCACAACUGAGAAUCCUUUGCAUUGGGCUAGUUCCAAGUUAUAUACACUGCUUUAAAUUAUACGAGGCCUAAAUUAGCUUUAAAUGUGUGUGUUUAAAACAUUUUAUCCCUAAUUGUUAUAGUUUUUUAAAACGCAUACAAAUUUGGAUUGACACACUAAAAAUAAUGAACAGACUGAUAAUUUUUUAUAUACACAAUGCAACAACAGUGUGAAAUGGUUCCUUGAAAACGCAUAAUAGUUUGAGAAGAUUUCUUAGGCCCCAGAGGUUGAUAUUGUAUCUUUUGUCUGUUGUGCAAUAAUAGAAUUUAAGUAGCAUCACUCAACAAUGAUGCUUUUGAUACUUGAAAAUUUUUCUUGGUUAUUUUUUCUUAAUAAUGUAAAAUAUUUGCACUCUCUCAACUUUCUGAUUAACUUUAUAGCUGUUAAGCAUUUUUAUCAGUGUUAAUUUAUUGCAUUUGUCAUUUGAUAUCCUGAUCUGUCUAUACAAAUGUGAAACUUGCUAUCUUUGAAUGAAUAAUCUUGUCUUCAACUGAACAGUUAUCUAUCCCAAUUGCUCAGUCUGUUCUCUGAGAAUUUGGUGGAACAUGUAAGGUGACUUGAAAAGUCAGUGCUUUCUUACAUCUGCAUUGUGUUCUAUAUAGUAAGUGAAAGUGACCAUAGUGCAUUGUAGAGGGAGAACUCGCCUACCUGUCAGAACGCUUCGAGGCAGACUUAACAGUACUUGCUGAGUAGUUGUUUUAAUGUAUCCCAUGAAGUAAAAAUAUAAUUGCCUUAAUAAUCUGAGAUUUCAGUCAUGAUUUCUGUGAGCACAUGCAGCAGUCAAGAAUCCAGCUAUGAAUGGUAGAAUUGGAAGUGACUUCCUGAUUUUCGUAGAAAAAUGUAUUUGAACAGGUUAAAUCAAACACUUGAUAUUGUUAUAUUAGUAAGCUAAUGACAGGUAGCCCCAUUGUAGUAGCAAUGUGAUGGCUGAUAGAUGUAAUGAGGUCACCUUUAAGGUGAGAGUGAAGUGGUGGCUGUCAAUGCAGUCGAAAUAUCCCUUUCCAUCUCAGAAGGAAUAACUGAAUAAAACUUCCUACCUCAGUUUUCUAUACUGUCUUAGAUUUAAAUAUUCAACAUACUGUUAACUUCCAAAUCUCAAGCUGAAUAAGUAAAAACAUCUCAGGUUUUUAAGAGCAGAAUUAGAGUAGGAAGCAUAAGCCAUUUCAGAAUACAGAAUAUACAGCUGUAAGUCCUAGUUUAAACAAUCAUUUAGGCAGCCUUAAAUGUUGUCUGACAAAAUUGUCAGUGUUAUUUUUCUAAAAUAACCUGCAGGAAGCUACUCUCGUUUCCUAGUUGCACUUAUUCUGUGAUGUACUUAUUACUGCAUCGUGUGUGUAUUACUUACAGCUUUCUUCCUGGACUAGCAAAUAAGUUACUUGACUUGCUGUAGCUGAAUUUUCUUGAUUUAUAUAAUAUUUAUUUUGUAAAACACUACAUAUUUGCUUAUAGGAAAAAAAACUGUCUCAUUUCUCAAAGGUGUUUCACAAUUUUUUCCCUAGUUUUAAUCUAAAAUAGUAACUGAAAGUUCAGGUGAGCUAGAUUUGAAGAACACAAUAGUGGCACUGGUCUCAAAGAAUUACAGGGAGAGAGGGAUAGUUCUUGGUCAGAUAAAUUGUCUGCAAUGAGCAAAAUGCUCCAAA
Molecule: messenger RNA, 5446 nt
Organism: Terrapene triunguis (Three-toed box turtle)
Lineage: Eukaryota; Metazoa; Chordata; Testudines; Emydidae
Gene: LMLN
Product: leishmanolysin like peptidase
Exons: 18
Coding region: 1-2094 (697 amino acids)
Biological process (GO): cell adhesion; proteolysis
Cellular component (GO): membrane; cytoplasm
Molecular function (GO): metalloendopeptidase activity
Source: RefSeq, a predicted model, not a curated record